Hippopotamus amphibius kiboko is the source of this 240-nucleotide messenger RNA. Its product is annotated as reactive oxygen species modulator 1-like. The transcript has a single exon. Gene Ontology annotation, cellular component: TIM23 mitochondrial import inner membrane translocase complex. NCBI's taxonomy places the organism in Eukaryota, Metazoa, Chordata, Mammalia, Artiodactyla, Hippopotamidae. The coding region runs from base 1 to 240 and encodes 79 amino acids. Gene Ontology annotation, biological process: protein insertion into mitochondrial inner membrane; protein import into mitochondrial matrix. The record is from RefSeq and is a predicted model, not a curated record.
AUGCUGGUGGCCUUGGGUCCCUAUGCACAGUUCCAGCCAAGCUGCUUCCACCUCCUGAAGAUAGGUUUUGUGAUGGGUUGGGCUGUGGUCAUGGUGGUUAGGGUAAUCUUCGGCAUCUUUUCCUGUCUCAGGAUCGGAAUAUGGGGUCCAGCUCUGAUGGGCGGUAUCAGGAAAACUAUAAUGCAGAGCAGCAGCACCUUUGGCACAUUCAUGGCCAUCAGGAUGGACAUCUUAUGCUGA